Pochonia chlamydosporia 170 is the source of this 1614-nucleotide messenger RNA. RefSeq names its product GABA permease GabA. The coding region runs from base 1 to 1614 and encodes 537 amino acids. Gene Ontology annotation, molecular function: transmembrane transporter activity. Gene Ontology annotation, biological process: transmembrane transport. Gene Ontology annotation, cellular component: membrane. The record is from RefSeq and is a predicted model, not a curated record. Lineage: Eukaryota; Fungi; Ascomycota; Sordariomycetes; Hypocreales; Clavicipitaceae. The transcript is spliced from 2 exons.
AUGGAAGACAACAGAGGCACUAUCCGGCAUCGGCCGACAAAAGAUGCCACCGAAGCCGACGCCUCUCUUGAGUUAAUGGGCAUCAAGUCCAACCUCGACCGGAAUGCCUUUUCUAACCUCUCAAUGCUCGGGAUGGCAUUCGCAAUUGUAAACACAUGGUGUGCCAUUGGCACAACCGUCAACGCUUCCCUGCCCUCCGGAGGGCCCAGCAGCGCCGUUUGGGGCAUCAUCGUCGCCGGUGGCUUCAAUCUGUGCUGUGGUGUUUCUCUCGCCGAGUUUCUAUCCGCUUAUCCGACCGCCGGUGGACAGUAUCACUGGGCAGCAGUAGCUAGCUGGAAGUCAACAAGACGAGGAGUCAGCUAUGUCACCGGCUGGAUCAACCUUGCCGCGUGGGUAUGCUUAGCUGCGGCCAAUUGCUUACUUGUGAGCGGAAUUAUCAUGAGUUACGCGGAGCUCAUGUAUCCGGGCUUUCUUCAAAAGCCGUGGCAACGGCUCUUGCUAUAUAUCGCGGUUGAUGUUAUUGCCUUCAGCUAUAACCUGCUUGCAAACCGCUUCUUGAGCCACUUGAACAAGUAUAACAUGUUCUUCACUCUUGCAGGCUUCGUAAUUAGCUUGGUUACCAUACUGGCAUGUGCGGCUCCAGACUUCCAGAGCGCCAAGUUUGUGUUUGGAGGGUUUAUCAACGAAUCUGGCUGGCCGGAUGGCUGGGCCUGGCAACUUGGUCUAUUACAGGGAGCAUUCUCAGUGACUGCGUAUGACUCCACUAUACAUAUGAUCGAAGAGAUGCCGAACCCAACGCGGCAAGGACCGAGGCUCAUGAUAUACGCCAUAGUCAUGGCGGUCAUCACUGGCUUUGCCUACAUCGCUGCUGUACUCGCUGUUAUAAGUGAUGUCCCUUCGGCCAUCUCAGCCUCGCAGCCACUUCUUGAGAUAUAUUACCAGGCCACACAAAGCAAAGCUGGUAGUAUCUGUCUGAUGUUGUUUCCGCUUCUCUCUUUUGUUCUGUGCGCUAUCGACGACAUGGCCACCAGCGCUCGCAUAGCCUACGCUUUAGCACGCGACGGCGGUAUGCCGUUUAGCAAGCAUUUUGAACGCAUUAGCCCAACCUUUGGCGCUCCAGUGGCCGGGCUGCUGUGGUGCUUCGUUUGGGAUGUCGUCCUUGGGCUUAUCUUUCUUGGCUCUACCAAUGCCUUUAACGCCAUUAUCUCCGCCGCGGUUGUCUGCUUCACCAUUACAUACGCCAUCCCCCCUGGCAUUAACAUGUUGCGCGGCCGUCGCAUGCUCCCUGAGAACCGGAGUUUUAAGCUACCAAACACCGUUGGCUAUAUUUGCAAUGCUGCCGGUGUUGCCUGGGCAUUGCUUACAACUGUCCUCUUCGUGUGGCCCCCGACGAGACCGACUGACGCAGUUAAUAUGAACUAUUGUAUCGUUGCUUUUGGCGUGAUAGUCGUCAUUGCCGGCUCCAAUUGGAUCCUGAGCGCUAGAAAGUCCUACCAGCCACCUGCUCUUGAACUCGUCGAUAACCACCGUACAGUCCUGGUUGGCGUCGACCAAUUGACUGAUAAAGAUGUAACGAGCGAGAUGGAAGGGAGUGGUCAGGAGAAGGCCGAGUAG